Molecule: messenger RNA, 826 nt
Organism: Erythranthe guttata (spotted monkey flower)
Lineage: Eukaryota; Viridiplantae; Streptophyta; Magnoliopsida; Lamiales; Phrymaceae
Source: RefSeq, a predicted model, not a curated record
UUAGUUUUGAUCAAGGAAAGAUUGAAUUUUUUUUUUCUUUGGUCUGAAUGUAAAAGGUUGUCUGAACAUUCAAGAAAAUGGUGAUUUUUAAUGUAGGGUUGGUAAAUUUAAGCCGGGUUCACUUAUUUUGCCUGAUUGUGAUGUUUGAAUUUCUGGGUUUUCCGUAAUACUUGUGAUUAGGUCGUGAUUAGGGAAUUUUUGUAAUAAAAAAAUGAUCUUUACUGUUUACCUUUGCUAGAUCUUUGACCCCUUUAUUAUCAAAUUCUUUGCAGGAUUAUUAGUUUUUUUUUUGUUUCUUGUUUCUUGAUUAGCAGCAUUGAGAUCUUAAUAAUUUGAAAUCGUUAUGGAUUCUUCGAACAAAAUAUCGUCUGGAGCUUCAUCGAGCCACCAUGUCGCACAAAGGACCGAAAGUUCGCUUGUAAUGAUUUCACAUUCGGAGAAUAAGAAAAGGGGGAGGCCAAGAAAAUAUAAACCCGAAGCAUCUUCGAGCAUGGCUUUUUCUCCAAUGCCGCCGCCGCCGCUAUCUUCGUCGGCCCCACCUGCAACCGCCAAGUCCUACGUGGAGGGAAAAAAACCGAAUCUUGCGCGCCAAAUCAAUUCAGACAGAAAACAAAGAAAUAGAAUCGGAGCAGAAAAACUAGAUGAUUGGGUGGAUUGCUUCACCGGGUCAAGUUUCUUGCCCCACGAGAUAACAGUGAAUACAGGCGAGGUAAAUUUAUUAACAUUGGAAUGGCAUUUUCGUAGUUAAUACCUUUUUUCGUCUAAUUCUUUUAUACGACAUCUGUGAAUGUAUCCACAAAGCUGAAAAAUAUGCAGAUUUAGCUCG